This is a messenger RNA of Naumovozyma castellii, 1998 nucleotides long. RefSeq names its product Dsf2p (gene DSF2). The transcript has a single exon. The record is from RefSeq and is a predicted model, not a curated record. Bases 1 to 1998 code for a protein of 665 amino acids. Lineage: Eukaryota; Fungi; Ascomycota; Saccharomycetes; Saccharomycetales; Saccharomycetaceae.
AUGAACAAUUCAUUCAACUCAAGAAGCUCAUCGCCAUUAGAUGGACCCAUAAGACAAAACAGGUCUUCCUCAUCAUCUUCCAACUCAGAAACUGUGUCACGAAGGACCACCACAUAUAGUCUCCUGUCGUUCGAUUCCAUCGCCACGUCGGAACGACUACUAGAUAAAUUGGAUCUAAGUCCCGAUGAAGAAUUACUAUUGGAGGAGGCCCUAAAGGAGGAGGAGGAUAGAAAUAGGAAAUUACAAAGCAGUUUUAGACCUACGUCGUCCACGGGGAACGUCAUUUGCAUGCCAGCCUCAGGGUUCCCAUCUUUGAGAAGUAGGAAUUUGCUGUCAAGUCAAAGAGACGCGAAUGCUGGUAAUUUGAAACCAUUUCUCAGAGGGGAGGAGUUGGUUGUUAAGGAUAAGACGUUGGCUGCAAGAGUGGAACAACAUUUUGUUCCGAAAUCAAGAUUUUCCUAUAUCGUGGAGGAAGAUAAUACUGAAGAUGUAGAUGAUGGGGUAAGUUAUCCUAAUGAUAGUAAUGAUAAUGAGCUAGUGAAUUUCGAGAAAUAUAGGUUGGAUAAUGAUCAGCUGAUUCAUUUAGUGAGUGAAACGCGGAAUUCUAAUGAACUUCCCAAAAAUCUUCAACAAUUGAAUUUGUCUUCCAAUUCACCCAUUAAAAAUAAUGUUAAUAGGAACGAUAGCACUAAUAGUACCAAUACAAUAUUUUCAGAGACAAGUCAAUUAUUGAAACCCAAGACACAAUCUACUUUUGAUAGCGAUUCUUCACCAGAGAGAUUAACACCAAAUUCAGAUUCAUCAUCUCCCCGUGGCAAAUCUCAACAGACAAUAAUACUGUCGGGUCCAGAUCGUAUAUUAGCCAAAGAAGUAUCAUCAAAUCCACCUUCACCUUCAUAUAAGACCCAUAAGAAAAAAAGUUCACUUUCAUCCUUGAAGAAUUUAUUCAAGAGCUCCAAGACUAAACAUAAAAAUGACCAACCAUCUAAUGUUAAUGAUUCACCAAUGUCCACUAAUAGCACGUUAAAACUCUCCAAUGCAUCACAUUCUUCCAUUCCUUCCAUGUCAUCUUCCACAGGAAUGAGCAAGUAUAUCCUAACUCCGAAUCCAGUUUUCCAUUUUGGCGAAAAUUCAUCAACAACCAAUGCAAAACCACCUUCAUCAGUGGAAAAUACUCCAACACAUUACAGAUCAUUAUCUGAUCUUCAAAGCCCAAAUGGAAAUCAAAAGCAUGAGAAAUUAGCCACAAGAACGUAUCAUCCAUUUAAGGAAAGAUCUCUCCCACCCUCAACAAACCAAAGACCGCAUGCAAGAAGAUCAAUGUCAUUAGAUCUGGCUCAUGAUAAACAAAUAAAAUUGCAAGAACAACAGUUCCCAGCAUAUCAAAAUAGAAAACCACCCAUAAUGGACUCCAUACGAUCUGCUAUAACGAUGAGACAUGAGGGUAAAUUAAGAGAGUCUGCAGAAAAAUUAAGAAAGGCCUGCCUAACGGGAGAUAAAACUGCUUUCUUAUUGUACGGACUAGCAUUGAGAUAUGGAUGUGGUGUUCCAAAAAAUUAUGCAGAAUCAUUCAGGUAUAUUAUGGCAUCCACUGGGAUAAAUAACGUCAAAUUGGAAAUAUUUGAUGUUAAUAUUGAUCCUAUUAAUUUAGAAUUGAACGAUCUAAUACCUGAUGUUGUACCACAACCUACAGCACCGGCAUUAUAUGAAUGUGGGAUGAUUUAUUUAAAAGGGUUUGGUGUUCCCUAUGUGGAUGAGUUGAAAGGACUUAAAUAUUUGGAAAAAGCUGCAUCAUUGGGACACAUUGAUUCCAUGUGCUUGAGUGGAACGAUAUGGUCCAAGAAAUCAAAUUCAAGAAAGAAAGAUCUAAUAAGAGCCGCAUCGUGGUUUAGACUCGCUCAUAAGAGAGGUGCUACAUUAAUUGGUUCUGAUUGGAUUUACAGAGAGAAAUAUAUGAAUGCAUUAUUGUUGAGGAAGGAACAAACAAUUUUGGUCUAA